Nerophis ophidion (straightnose pipefish) is the source of this 1486-nucleotide messenger RNA. RefSeq names its product zinc finger protein 467-like. Gene Ontology annotation, molecular function: RNA polymerase II cis-regulatory region sequence-specific DNA binding; DNA-binding transcription factor activity. Lineage: Eukaryota; Metazoa; Chordata; Actinopteri; Syngnathiformes; Syngnathidae. Bases 136 to 1416 code for a protein of 426 amino acids. The transcript is spliced from 3 exons. Gene Ontology annotation, biological process: regulation of transcription by RNA polymerase II. The record is from RefSeq and is a predicted model, not a curated record.
AGAUGGCAACAGUGUGACGUCAUGAAUGCUUGGCUCCGGAAAGAACCGCCACCGAAGAAAAAAAAAAAGGCGGAGGUUAGAAGGUGAAAGUAAAGGCUUCAAACGUGCGCAUAGUAGUGUUUGCUGGAAUAAAAAAUGUUGAAAGAGUUGGUGAAGGAGCGACUAAUGGCGUCAGCGGAUGAAAUAUUUGCGCUGUUUGAAAGAACGAUAGCGUCGUACGAGGAGGAACUCUCGCGAACAAAAGAGGAAAACGAGCGACAUCGUCAACAACUGCAAGCUGUUUGCAACACUCUACAAAUCAAAGAUGUCCAUCAGCUGAUUGGUCGUCAAAAAAAAUGUCCAGCUCAUUUGCACGGGAGGAACUCUUCUUUGAAUCAGGAGGAUCCAUAUCCCCCUAACAUUGAAAGGGAAGACGAGGUUCUCUGGAUCACUCAAGAAGGAGAGUGUCUACAAGGGUUGAAAAAGGUUGAUUGCACCGACUUGCCACAGACUCUUGUCUCUGUGAUGAUUGAAGAUCAUGAAGACAAAUCACCGGAGUCCUCACAGUUUCAUUACAGUCCAAGUGAGGAAAACGGAGGGGCAAAGCCUCCAAGUAGCUGCUCACCACAACACAUAACAGAAGCUGAUGGAGACCCCUGUGGAGGAUCACAAGCGGGCAACUUCUUAGCUCCACUAUCAGCCAGUGAGGUCGACGACAUGGAUGCUACCAGAGAACCUCUGAGCAGGGAUGCAGGGACUCACACUCACAUUCAGCACUCUGAAUGCUCUCAAAACAAGACAGACGUCCAGCAGCUGAUUCGUCCUCAAGAAGAACAUACCCCUUCGCCGUGGGGCACUUUGGAGCCGGGCCCGCUGCCCUCCCACAUUAAAGAGGAAGAGGAGGACAUAUGGGCCACUCAGGGGGGAGAGUGUCUUCGAUGGCUAAGGGAGGCCAAUCUUACCAGGUUGCCACUGACUGGUGUCUCUGUGAAGACUGAAGACCAUAGACAGGAAUCACAAGCAGACAACUUCUUAGCCCCACUGUCAAAAUGCAAGGACACGGCAUCCCGUUUCCCUGACAUCACCCAAAAACUUUUAAGCGAUACAAAUGGUGAAGGUGAUUUGAGGACUCACACUGAAAACAAACACUCUGAAUGCUCUAACAAGAAGACGGAUAAAAAACAUUGGACUUGUACAGUUUGUGAUAAAAGCUUUUCUAACAAGGGUCAUUUAAAUCGACACAUGAUGACACACACAGGAGAAAAACCUUUUUGUUGCCCAGUUUGCAACAAAAAGUUCUCGCAAAGGUCACCGAUGGUAUCACACAUGAAAACACACUCAGGAAAACAAUAUCCCUGUUCAGUUUGCGGUAGAAGUUAUUAUUAUAAGGCAAGUUUGAAUGCACACACGCGGACACACCACGGAGAAUUAAAAUAGAGCCUUCGGGACCUUCCAUGUGGUUGAGAUUGCGUCAAGUUAUGUUCAAUCAAUAAAUUUUCACAAAUGA